UUCAAGACAAAGAUGAAUCUGCGUUCUGUAUUUACUGUAGAACAACAAAGGAUAUUGCAGCGUUACUAUGAAAAUGGAAUGACAAAUCAAAGUAAAAAUUGCUUUCAGCUCAUAUUGCAGUGUGCACAAGAAACUAAACUGGAUUUCAGCGUGGUCAGGACGUGGGUUGGCAACAAGCGGCGGAAGAUGAGCAGCAAGAUCGCCGUGGAAUCUGGGGGCACCCCCCCAGGCACUGCCCCCGCCACUCCCUCCGUGCCCCCGGAAGCAGCGGUGAGAAACGUGGUGAAUAUCGCUCGAUCCCAAAGCCAGCAAUCCUCUUGGACCUCUUCUAACAACGACGUGAUAGUGACCGGUAUCUACAGCCCCGCCGGCUCCUCGGGCCGCCCGGGAGCCGCCAAGCACACGAACGCCUCCGUGGCAGAGCUGCACAAAACCUCCAUCCCACGGCUCCCGGGCAAGAGCGACGCGGACUUCCAGCAGCAGCACAUCCCUCUGGGACGGCAGGUACCCCACUGUAAGAACGCUUCCCUCUUGGUGGGGGAAAAGACCAUUAUUCUGUCCAGGCAAACGAGCGUGCUCAAUUCUGCAAACUCCAUCUACAGUCACACGAAGAAAAGCUACGGCAGCUCCUCGGUGCAGACGGCGGAGCUGGUGUUACCUCAGAAACCCAUGAUUUGCCACCGGCCCUGCAGGGCCGAGCCCUUGGCGUGCCAGCGCUUGCACAAGGCCGAGCCCGCGGCCCUGGCGCCGCACGUGGCCCCGGGGCCCAGGGCUCACCCCAGGGAGCCCGGCUGCGGCACCCAGAACCUGGAGAUCCGCGAGGUGUUCUCGCUGGCCGUCACGGACCAGCCGCAGCGCCUGGUGCCGGGCAGCGCGGCGCAGAAAGCGCCCUCGCUGGAGGGCAGCUGCCUGUCCAUCGCCAUGGAGACGGGCGACGUGGAGGACGAGUACGCCCGCGAGGAGGAGCUGGCCUCCAUGGGGGCGCAGAUCCAGAGCUACUCCAGAUACUGUGAGGGCAGCGGCUCCGGCCGCGGGGACAACCAAAGCGCGGCCGCGGCCGGGCCGGGCCGCAGCGGGGGCUGCGGGGCACAGCUGGGCCCUGCCCGCGACGGGCCCGACAAUCUCCUCUACCACAGCAGAGAGUUCCACCUGCCCGCACGGACCUCAUUGCACACAGCAUCCAGCACGAUUUAUAACCCUGCCAGCGCAGCCAGAAGUACCUUUUCUCCUCAUUUUACAUCUUCAAGUCAACUGAGGCUGUCACAAAACCAAAAUAAUUACCAGAUUUCAGGAAACCUUACUGUGCCUUGGAUUACAGGUUGUUCCAGAAAAAGAGCAUUACAGGACCGCACACAAUUUAGUGACCGAGACUUAGCUACCCUAAAGAAAUACUGGGACAAUGGCAUGACCAGCCUGGGCUCAGUCUGCAGAGAGAAAAUUGAAGCUGUGGCUGCAGAAUUAAAUGUUGACUGUGAAAUAGUUCGGACUUGGAUUGGGAAUCGAAGACGGAAAUAUCGUUUAAUGGGGAUUGAGGUCCCACCCCCUAGAGGAGGUCCUGCUGAUUUCUCUGAUCAAUCUGAAUUUGUUUCUAAAUCAGCACUUAAUCCAGGAGAGGAAACUGCUACUGAAGUGGGGGAUGAUAAUGAUAGGAAUGAUGAAGUAUCAAUCUGCUUAUCUGAAGGAAGCUCACAAGAAGAGACAAAUGAAGCUCUUCAAAAUGAAGAAAUUGGCCACAAAGAUGAUGACCAGAAUCCAGUUUCCACUGAUAAUGUGAAAAUAGAAAUUUUAGACGAUGAGGAGAGUGAUCUGAUCAGCAAUUCUGAAGUGGAUCAGAUGAGUUCUCUUUUGGAUUACAAGAAUGAAGAAGUCAGGUUCAUCGAGAGUCAGCUGGAGAGCCACAAACAGAAAUACUUUGAGCUGCAGACGUUUACCCGGAGUUUGAUACUUGCAAUUAAAGCAGAUGAUAAGGAACAGCAGCAGGCUCUGCUUUCAGACUUACCUCCUGAACUGGAAGAGAUGGAUUUCAACCACACCUCCCCGGAGCCCGACGAUACCUCAUUCAGCCUCUCGUCGCUGUCGGAGAAGAACGCCUCAGACAGUUUGUGAUGCUCUGCUCUGGAGAGACA
Messenger RNA from Agelaius phoeniceus (red-winged blackbird), 2126 nucleotides. RefSeq names its product highly divergent homeobox (gene HDX). The record is from RefSeq and is a predicted model, not a curated record. Lineage: Eukaryota; Metazoa; Chordata; Aves; Passeriformes; Icteridae. Gene Ontology annotation, molecular function: DNA-binding transcription factor activity, RNA polymerase II-specific; RNA polymerase II cis-regulatory region sequence-specific DNA binding. Gene Ontology annotation, biological process: regulation of transcription by RNA polymerase II.